This is a messenger RNA of Pseudophryne corroboree (corroboree frog), 3819 nucleotides long. RefSeq names its product spermatogenesis associated serine rich 2 (gene SPATS2). Bases 431 to 2008 code for a protein of 525 amino acids. Gene Ontology annotation, molecular function: protein binding. The transcript has 14 exons. NCBI's taxonomy places the organism in Eukaryota, Metazoa, Chordata, Amphibia, Anura, Myobatrachidae. The record is from RefSeq and is a predicted model, not a curated record. Gene Ontology annotation, cellular component: cytoplasm.
GAAAAACCCUCCACCUCAGCCGCUGAGAACUCGGACCCGGCACCGGCCCUCCUCCCCAGGAUUCAGCAGACACUGCGGAUGCGAGUAACGAGUCCAUGAAGACGCCUGUGAGAACCAGGCCAAACUAAUGUGAAGCAGCAUUUUUGCACCUUCCUGACAGCCAUCGCAGAUUUCCCCCCCCCCGUUUUGGCAUAGCACUACAGUCAGGGGUGUGAACGAGGACCUUUCUAUCUGCUUUGUGGUUCAAAAUAAAGAUGUCACGGAAGCAUAGUAAUAAGGAGUCCUCUGCUUCACUGACAUAUCAUUUCUCACUUUGGCAAAGCAAUAGGUUGCUGUAGUACAUCAAAUUAACAGUGUUUAUAGCCAAUGUAGCUUGAGCCAUACAAAAGAUCCUAUAGGCUUCGUCUUUGAUGUCCAGUCUAAUACUGUGAUGGCACAAGGAGGCUCAUAUGAAAACAUGAAAGAAAAGAUCAACGCAGUACGUGCUGUUGUCCCCAACAAGAGUAACAAUGAGAUCAUCCUGGUGCUUCAGCACUUUGACAACUGUGUGGACAGGACAGUGCAAGCCUUCAUGGAAGGUAAUGCAGUGGAAGUGCUGAAAGAGUGGACUGUGCUGGGCAAGAAAAAGAACAAAAAGAAGAAGACUAAGCCCAAAGCAGAAGUUGCAGCUCCGACCAAUACAGUAGAAUCUGGGAAAAUGGCUCCUGAGGGGGAACAGAGUGCAGCUUCCUCUGAGAAAGUUGGGAUCAACGGUUAUCACAUAAACGGUUCUGCUCAUGACACAGAGUCAGUGGAUUCCCUCAGUGAGGGCUUGGAUACACUUUCUUUAGAUGCUAGGGAGCUGGAAGACUCGGAGCCAUCUACACCUGAUGUAUCUGAUGCCCCAGCCUUGAUCCUUCAUAAUGGCCGUCCAGAUCUAGAGCUGAAGCCGACAGCAUCUCACUUGCCUCAUCAUUCCCACCAGAAGUCUGUUCCAUCUGACCAUAGGCAUUCUAACAAAGUCCGAUCAGGGAGUGUGUCAAGCUCUCAGUCGCUGUCUUCAUCUGUUGCAGAGGAUACCCACUCCACCUCAGGAUCUAAAAAGCUUGGUGCCAACAUUGAGAAGUCUGUGAAAGACUUGCAGCGCUGCUCAGUGUCUCUGGCACGGUAUCGCAUGGUGGUCAAGGAAGAAAUGGACACCUCUAUCAAGAAGAUGAAGCAGACAUUCUCAGAGCUGCAGAGCUGCCUCAUGGACAGAGAAGUGACUCUUCUAGGAGAAAUGGACAAGGUGAAAGCUGAAGCAAUGGAGAUCCUGGGCAGCCGACAGAAGAAGGCAGAGGAGCUGAAAAAGCUCACAGAUGUGGCUGUACGCUUGUCUGAGGAGCAGUUGGCAGAGCUACGCGCAGAUAUAAAGCAUUUUGUCAGUGAGCGUAAGUACGAUGAGGAACUGGGCCGCGCUGCCCGCUUCACAGCAGACCUGGAGACCCUAAAGAAGAGCAUAGACUCUUUUGGACAAGUUUCCCACCCAAAGAACAAUUACUCUACUCGUUCUCGAUGCUGUUCUUUGACUAGUCCCAGUGACCUCUCCACUCCGUCCACCCCAGAACCAUCCUCUACCCCCAGCCUUAUUUCAGCCAAUCGAAAGCCUACAGCCACGGGAGACUUGUCUGCAGGAGCUAGUCAUUACAAUGCCAGGCAGAACCAACCGCCUAGACAGGGACUGCCAAUGAAUAAAAGACCAGGGCAGGGCUAUCGACCACAGGCCCCACGUCAAAACUACCACACUAACAACAUGAGAUAUGAUAACACCAAUCGCAACCGGAACAGCUCUUGGUAUCAUUCCAACUCCCGAAACCAGAGCUUCUAUCCCCAGGCACCUCGUCAGCCCAGUGACCGUACGUCUACCUAUCCUUCUGGAACCAAUGGACCUGCUGCCAUCUCAGAGUCCGUCCAAACAAGCGUUUUAGAUCCUGAUAAUAAGGCCCUACCACAGCGUAAACCAAGGGCGACCCCUGCAUCAGCUUCCUGAGACGGAAGGAACCCUACACCUUUAGUCCGCACUUUCAAUGUUCAACUCUCUAACUGGACUUUAGAAAACUGUUAGAUUUAUUAACAAAAAGAAACGUUUACAGACAGCUGUUUCUGUGCCACUUUUCUCCUUAUACCCUGUCUUUUCAAAGCCUCUCAUUUCUUGUUUCUUUUUUUUUCUGCAUUGGACACUUUUUGCCCACAUUAGAGGUCCAGCCUUGCUUCUAUUAUAACAAUGGACUCUUCUAUGAGUUGCUACAUUGUCUGCUUUUUCAUGCUACUCACUUUCUCAAAUAGCCACCACCUGUCUUUGCUUAGAUGGAGAACAAGACACAACAUACUGGGGAGAUGCCAGUUUUUGCCACUGGCCUAUGAUACCUUCAGAAUAUUCAGGCUCAUGGGCUCCCAGCAAUUGCAGUUUCUUGCAUUGUUUAGUCUGCCACUAUUUUCUAUACUGGGAAUCUAUGCAAUGUCAGGAGAGACCAAAAACUCUGUAACCUCAUCUAGGAGUCAUUGUUUGACAUUGCUAGGUUUCUAUGUUGGCUGUUAUAUACAAAACCUUUAUCUUCAGCUUUAUGUACCAGUACCUUUAUUUACAUCCUAGAUAUCACUUUCUUCUGUCAGUCUUCAAAGUGCCUUGUUUUUUUACUGGUAUUGGCAAAUUAUCUCAUUCCCCUCUAUUUCUUACAUUCUCCAAAUGCUACCCUUUUUGGGUCUGAGCUGGAAAGUACAAUCAUUGUUGGGGAUCAGUCAGCUGAACUUCAUUCCCAUAACUUCUCCCAUUUUUAGAAUGGAUUGAUGCUAGUUUUCAGAAGUACUUAGAAUUUGGCUGAAUAUACCUUUUCUUUUUCUUUCUCUGACAAUAUGUAGGUCCUGUGCAUCUGUUUUGUUAGAAAGAAAUGCCACUGUAGAUGGGAUCAAAUUGUAAUCUAUCUGCCCAAAGCAUCUACUCAGGAUCAGAAUUAUUGUAGAAUACAAGUGGAGCCAAAUUAGUCUAAUCUCUCCCUUCUGUGAUCCACUCGCCCAGCCAUUUGUGGACCAAAGAGUGAAAUUGCACUAUCCUAUGGGUGUUGGCGGUGUAAUGGGCCCCAGGCUGUCCCCAUUCUUUAUUGCUCCUCUUGUCCAAAGAAGCACCUUUCCCCGUCAAUAUUCAUGUGUCUCGUUUUUAUUUUAGUCAUGAAGGGAGUGGAGCGAGUAAUGUUUACCCAAUUUUCCUUUUAUUAUAUAACACGUUAGCCUGUGUUCUAAGGGCUGUGGUAUUGUGACAUUCUCUAGUACUACACGUAUUAAAUAAUGAUAAUAAACACGUUGCAUAUAUCCACUGUAGGCAUGUUAGGUAACCAGACAGUGUAAGACCUGUAACGGAAAAAAAACACUUAAAUGACCAUGAUGUGUAACACAGCGUUUAUAUGUUAUGGCUCUCUUAUGCCUUUUUAUUAUUGGCUUUCUACUCUCUCUAUCUCUGGCUGUUUGAUCUUGGUACAGUCACAAUGAACAUUCCAUGGAGUAGCUGUGAAGAAUAGUUUUCAUUCUUAAAAACAAUUCUGUAGUGCCGGUGUCAUGUACUCUGUACAGUAAUACCAUACAUUAUUAGUUAAAAGAAAAAAAAUGCUAUGCAGAAUUUUAUUCUUAUGGUUCAUGAUCUUUACAUGGUAUAUAAUUAUUAUAGAGAAGGAACAUGUUCAUGACGUUAAUAUAAAUGGUAGUGAGCUCUUGCACACAGGCAAACAAUGUAUAGUGAUGCAUGGAACCUUCACUUAUGGCAAAGUCUUGUCUUUGCAAACAGGACCUCAAUAAAGUGAUUGAAAAGUG